Messenger RNA from Cyphomyrmex costatus, 2734 nucleotides. RefSeq lists its product as uncharacterized. The record is from RefSeq and is a predicted model, not a curated record. Lineage: Eukaryota; Metazoa; Arthropoda; Insecta; Hymenoptera; Formicidae. The transcript has a single exon. The annotation marks the transcript as partial.
AUGACAGGCGAGAUAGAGCUGUAUCUCGAGCCGAGGUUAUUACCGCGAGGAAGAAGAGGACGACGCGGGAGUAACGCGAACGGAGAUGAAGCGCGGCUAGGGAGCGAAAGACGCGAGGAGCGGAUACGCAUAGCCAGGGAGAAAUUGAAGGAGCGCGCUAAUGUGAGAAAACGACAGUUCGAGAAAACGACGACGGUCGAAUCGUAUCGACGGGGUGAUCUGGUGUGGUGUAAGAUCCAUCGGAGAUCAGACGCGAGACGGCGAACAACCAGAAAAAUUCACUUAGUCUACGACGGACCGUACAGGAUACGCAAUGUAGUGCGUAGAAACGCGUACGAGCUGGAACAAUUGAACGGUACAUUUUUCGGUGUGUACAACUCGAGACAAUUGAGACCGCACCGAGCAUCGAGAUACGAGAAUGACAAUGAUAACGCACGCUAUGGUAAUGAUGAUGAUGAUGAUAAUGCUAACGAUAGUAACGCGAGUAGUGACCACGAUAGGAAUCACGAGGUUAAUUAUAUCACGAGAAAGGAAGAUAGGAAUAACGUUAGAAGUGAUAAUAGAUACCGCGCUAGAAAUAGAAAUGAUCCGCGUAACGCGAGAGCGAGACAUUAUUAUGAUAUAGCGAGAGACAGAUGUAGAUACGGAAGAGUAAACGCGAAGAGUGGAGUCGAGAAUUACGAUGAUGAUUUACCGCGAAUAAAUGCGCUAGUGAUAAUGCCGAGUUGGAAGAGGAGAAAGUUACGAGAGGAGGAAGGCGAAUGGAAAGUGCCGGGAUGGAGAAAGAAACAAAUCGAGGAAGCGAAGAAAAUGCGUAGAGUGAAAACGCGAAAGUUGCAAAGCGAGGAAACAGAUAGAUCGGAGGUAGCGGUGAAAUUCAAAUGUACGGGUAUACGUUUCAGGGGCGACAAGUGGAAUAAACUGAUUCGCAGCAGAGAACUGAAACGGUUAAAAACGGCGAAUAGGAAAAAGAUACAAAUAGCGAAAAUACGCGAAGCGAAUGAAGAACGCGAGAAAGCGGAGAGAGGAGAAAGUAACGCUAGUGCUGGUAGAGCGGUUAAUGACGCGGAAUGCGCGAACGGUAGCGAAGCCGUGAUAGUAAUUGAAGAAGAGAUAGACAGUCAAACGGUGGGAAAGAGAGUAGCACCGAAUUGUAUGGUGGUGAUACCGCGAGAGACGCGAAAGCGAUUAUUCGAAAGAAUAGCCAUCGAGGCGAGGUACGCCGACAAAGAGAUUACGAUCGGUCGAACCGACGAAGAGAUUAUGCGAGGAACGAUAAUAGAAAUAGAAGAAGAAGAUAGGGAACCGCGAAGUGCGAAGAUAAGUAAAGCUGAUACACGCGAGUGCGAGACACAGAGCGAAGCUAAAGACGAAGUAGAGGAUAAUCACGUGGAGAAGAGAAAACGUACGUUGGUAACGGUAAAUAUUACGCAACGCGAUACCGAGGUAAUAGAUAGAACCGAAAGUGGCGAAAUUGAUUCGUAUAGGUCGACGACGCAGUUGAGCGAGUCGAGAACAGGGAAUAAGGAUACGGAGACGGCAAUAACAGACAAAGUGGCGCGUGAGGUGAAAAAAAAACGUGUUUACACGACGUCGGAGAGCCGGGAUUCGGGGAAUCGUCGCGCACGAGCGGACAAAGGACGAGACGAGAGUGCGCGCAUGAGCGUCGGGAGUACGGAAAGAUCCUCAGUCGUGAAUCUAACGAGCUGUGAGAUGGAUCGCGAGGACAGUGGUGACGACGACGGUUGUAGAGAACGCGAGUUGGCGCGACGGCAAGCGCGAGUAACAGAGUGCCUGAACGAGCGUAUACGGAUCGCGGAACGUUUCAGGGACGCGUGCGGCAGUGUACGCCGAGCGGAGGCCGUGCUCGAGGACAUUCGACGAAAGGAUGUGCCGGACGUCGAGGAGUCGGUGCUUCUACGGCGGUCGACCGCGAAGAUGAACGAAGCGGUGAGACGCGCGGAAGUGAUUUUCGGUGAGACGCGUCAAGUGACAGACAGGGUGUGCUUGUACGACGACACGGGCAAGCUCAGAACGGAGAUUGAGAUGCAAUUUACCGUUAAGCAGCAUCCGGGACCGCCACAAACCGCGCAAACGUACGGAAUUACGUACGAGUACGACGACGGUAAUGUGCGACGUACCGCGGUGAACGUUAGAACGGGCGCGAACAUAGUCAGAGACACGGGGGCGCGUAAAAUUGGCGCGGAACGCGCGAUAAUGCCGGCGAGAGUGACAGAGGAGCGCGGCGAGGCGGACGAGUCGUUACAACCGUCCACGCCGUCGACGGUGAAGCGAGAGGAGGAGGACGCGACGGAGACGUCGUGCCCGUCGGAGGGCGAGCUAGCCGUUCCGCGGGCGAUACCGCUUACCGAACGACCGAACGUGACGGAGACCGAUCCGCAGAGCGACAAGGGUAUUAGAGCGGCCGACGACGAAGGCAGUGAGACGGAAGAGUCGCGAGCGGAGGCAAGCGUGUCGGAGGACGAAGCGAGCCAACCGCCGAUUCUGACGGCGGAGACCGCGACGGUGAGAGGCGACGCGAAGGCGGGAUGUCUAGCAGAGCCGAGGCCGGGGCCGAGUCGAAGGACGGAUGACUCGCAGCCGGGACCGAGUCGCGAGAGGGAGCCGAGCCCCGUGAUCGGGGCAAUCUCAGUCAUUAAUCUGUCCGACGAUGAGUCGGAUGUUUUGUCUUUUAGAUCACCAGCGUUUUCAGAGCUGACAGCGUCGGAGCCGG